Octodon degus (degu) is the source of this 651-nucleotide messenger RNA. RefSeq names its product prolactin-like. Gene Ontology annotation, molecular function: hormone activity. The record is from RefSeq and is a predicted model, not a curated record. Bases 1 to 651 code for a protein of 216 amino acids. The transcript is spliced from 4 exons. Gene Ontology annotation, biological process: positive regulation of receptor signaling pathway via JAK-STAT; response to nutrient levels; positive regulation of cell population proliferation. NCBI's taxonomy places the organism in Eukaryota, Metazoa, Chordata, Mammalia, Rodentia, Octodontidae. Gene Ontology annotation, cellular component: extracellular region.
AUGGGCCUGUGCUGGAAUGUGACUUCCCCUCCCACCUGCCUUGAGGGUGACAGAUGCCCGGUGAACCUGGAGAAUCUGUACCAUGAGGCAACAAGCUUGUCUACAGCCAUGUACGCCAGAUCUUUUCUACUGAUUCGGGAUUUUAAAAAGCAGUUUUCCCGCAGCCCAUCUUUCUUCAAACCAGCCAUGAAAACGUGCCACACCUUUAUCAUCCGUACUCCAGCAGGGAGGAGAGAGGCCAAGCAAAUGCAGAAUAAAGAUAUUAUCGAUAUGGUGCUCCGCUUGCUGCAUUCCUGGAAUGAACCCCUGAGGUACCUGACCCAGGAAGCAAAACACCUGCCAAAAUUCAAUCAUUCUCUCACACUCCAAGCAGAGAUUAUUGCUGAAGAAAACUACGAACUUCAAGAUAUCACAAGUGAGAUAGCCAGCAAGUAUGAUACUGAAAUUGCAGAAAAUGUGGACUAUGCUUUGUGGCCAGGACUUCAAGUCUUUAAAUCCUUUGAAGAACCGACUCGCCUGUUUACAUUUUACAACACCCUGCACUGCCUAUUCGGUGAUGCAGGGAGAAUCAGCAUUCUUCUGCAGCACCUGAAGUGUCAGGAAUCUACUGAAGAAAACUGCAAGCUCUCUAUCUGCUCAUUUCAUUUCUAA